This is a messenger RNA of Cicer arietinum (chickpea), 968 nucleotides long. RefSeq lists its product as uncharacterized. Lineage: Eukaryota; Viridiplantae; Streptophyta; Magnoliopsida; Fabales; Fabaceae. The record is from RefSeq and is a predicted model, not a curated record.
UAUUAUAGAAUUUUGAUAUGACAUAUAAAAAUAGUAUUCUAGGUGUUCCUUGUUACCACUUUUUGUUAGAUUCUCUUGCAAGAAACUUUGCUCUUCAUUUUUAUUGUUUUGUUGUUCUUGUUUUCCCCUUCUUGUCAUUACUUCCAUGGAAAAAUUCAAGCUUAAAUGCAAAGGAAUUUUCUCUAGCAUAGGUUGUUUGAGACGUCGUGAAAAACCUCAAACUACUAUUUCGAUGGAUGAGGAAUGUAAUAAGGGAGAAAUAGUUGAAGACUUAAAAGCAGGGACUAAAAAUGAUGGCUCCUCAGAUUUUUGGAGUAGCAGCACAUUUGAAAAGGAUCAUAGUGCAGCUCAAUCGCAGCGAAGCGUAUCGUCGAGUGGAAUAACAAUGAUUAAUCUUUCUGAUCCUCAAACUAGUGCAAGCAGUACUCCUGAAUUUGUCAACCAAGGGCUUCUUUUGUGGAACCAGAUAAGGCAACAAUGGUCUGGAAAUAAAAGGUGUGAGAGUCAGACAGUAGUCAGAGAACCAAGAAUAAGUUCAAAUGCCACCUAUGAUGAUCUACUUGGGAACAACAAGCCUUUUCCUCAACCAAUUCCUCUAAGAGAAAUGAUUUAUUUUCUUGUUGAUAUUUGGGAGCAAGAGGGUUUAUAUGACUAAUCAACUAAAAUAGGCAUUUGUUCAUUCUCUUACUGCAUAACUGUGAAUGGUGUAACUCUUUGCAAGAUGUUACUGUUUUCUGUUUCUCAGCCUUCUUUUCUGGUUUUAUAUUAAUUAGAUUAGAUUAAUUGUAUAAUCAAGGUUUGAAGAAACUGUUCAUAACUCUAAAUGUGGCUGAAUAUUAAGAUUUUUUAUGUCUCUGCAACUAUAUCGUGACAUAAAUUGCAGACGCACCAACUGCACUUGCAGCAAUUUUCUGCAAUAUCGAGAAUUGUGACGUCAUCACAGCCGCAAUUUAAAACCUUGUGCAUAA